This is a messenger RNA of Colletotrichum truncatum, 609 nucleotides long. Its product is annotated as ArcA-like protein. The record is from RefSeq and is a predicted model, not a curated record. NCBI's taxonomy places the organism in Eukaryota, Fungi, Ascomycota, Sordariomycetes, Glomerellales, Glomerellaceae.
AUGUGCUUUGCCUGCCCUCGUCCCGAUUCACAUAAUGCUCGUCCCAAGAGCGAGAAAAAGGGCAAGGAUGAGGAAGAAUUCUGUCCGCCACCACCACCGCCUGCGCCGAGCCACGAUAGCGCACCAACCUUCGCCGCCUGUAGAGUCGCAGAGACCACCCCCGACUCGGAAGCCGAGCUCCGGCCUCAACGUCCCCCGUUCGGCAUUGUAGUGUACGAUACAACGCACACUGCGCGUCCUUCCCGCAGCACUAGGCUUGCGCGUGCUCUUUUCGACCGCACCUACUGGGUUCGUAGCGUUCCACGCCACGAAGACGAUCAGAUCGAGGUCGUUACCCUGCCCUUACCUGAACCGUUCUUAGAUGCCCAACGCGUAGAUGCCUGUAUCCGUCACCACGGGCAGGAGAUUCAGAGUCGUCUCCUAAUCCCCGAUAAAGCCGAAGCAGCCUCGUGGUUCCUGCCAGAGCGGAUCAUGGAUUGGCGAUAUACACGGAGGACCGUCGCAACUAACCUUUUUGACGAUGAUGGCGAUGACGAUGUCGAGGUGGCCUCUUGGGAAGAGUCGCUCGGGGAGGAAAUUGGCAUAUCCUACAGAGACCUUAAAAGAUAA